Molecule: messenger RNA, 432 nt
Organism: Colletotrichum siamense
Lineage: Eukaryota; Fungi; Ascomycota; Sordariomycetes; Glomerellales; Glomerellaceae
Gene: Txnl4a
Product: Thioredoxin-like protein 4A
Exons: 1
Coding region: 1-432 (143 amino acids)
Biological process (GO): mRNA splicing, via spliceosome
Cellular component (GO): U5 snRNP; spliceosomal complex; U4/U6 x U5 tri-snRNP complex
Source: RefSeq, a predicted model, not a curated record
AUGGGCUCCAUCGUCAUCCCCCACCUCAACUCCGGCUGGCACGUCGACCAGGCCAUCCUCUCCGAGGAGGAGCGCCUCGUCGUCAUCCGCUUCGGCCGCGACUACGACCCGGACUGCAUGCGCCAGGACGAGGUCCUCUACCGCAUCUCCGACCGCGUCAAGAACUUCGCCUCCAUCUACGUCUGCGACAUCGACCAGGUCCCCGACUUCAACCAAAUGUACGAGCUCUACGACCCCUGCACCAUCAUGUUCUUCUUCCGCAACAAGCACAUGAUGGUCGACUUCGGCACCGGCAACAACAACAAGCUCAACUGGGUCCUCGAGGAUAAGCAGGAGCUCAUCGACAUCAUCGAGACCGUCUACCGCGGCGCGAAGAAGGGCCGCGGUCUGGUCGUCAGUCCCAAGGACUACUCUACGAGGCACCGAUACUAG